Molecule: messenger RNA, 671 nt
Organism: Salvia hispanica
Lineage: Eukaryota; Viridiplantae; Streptophyta; Magnoliopsida; Lamiales; Lamiaceae
Molecular function (GO): fatty acyl-CoA hydrolase activity
Source: RefSeq, a predicted model, not a curated record
AAUGCGUUUGAGCCUGAUUGAUAAUGCGUUUGAAUGGAGAAGGCGAGAGAGUUUCUGGAGAAAUACACCACCGGCGAAGCAGCCGAUGAGGUGUCGCGGCUCCGCUUGCCUCCCCACCGACCCCUCGCCGAGUCCAGCUUCUACGAGUGCUUCGGCGGCAGAGGCGUCCGCCUCCACGUGCUCCGCCCGGAUUUAAUCUCAUCCUCUUUCAGAGUGCCUCCCCGUCUCCUCGGUGGAGAUGGCAACCUAACUAUGGGUGCGAUCAGCACUCUAGUUGAUCUUUUAGGAGCUGCGGUGGCGUACCAGGGUGAUGAUUCCUGGAAUCUAUCAGCUGACAUUUCAAUCUCCUUUAUCUCGCCUGCCAAACUGGAUGAUGAACUGGAGAUUUUGGCAAGGUGUUUAGGACGACGAGGUGGCUACUCGGGAACGCACGUGCUCAUACGAAACAAAAUAACUGGAGCAGUUGUUGCUGAAGGCCGACAUUCAUUAUUUGAUGCUCGCAGCAAUUUGUGAAGACGCUCUUGCAUUCACAUGCUUGCUCUUAUAUAGUUAUAUACUCAAACUUUCCAAAUUUACAUAAUGCUAUAAUAAAUGGAAUUUUAAGGGGUGUUCAGUUUGCAAGAUUGUAUCUCGAUAUUAAAUAUGUAGUGUUUUUGGUUAAUGAGAUUCAA